Molecule: messenger RNA, 1647 nt
Organism: Aspergillus melleus
Lineage: Eukaryota; Fungi; Ascomycota; Eurotiomycetes; Eurotiales; Aspergillaceae
Exons: 3
Coding region: 1-1647 (548 amino acids)
Biological process (GO): intracellular iron ion homeostasis; intracellular copper ion homeostasis; positive regulation of transcription by RNA polymerase II
Cellular component (GO): nucleus
Molecular function (GO): RNA polymerase II cis-regulatory region sequence-specific DNA binding; DNA-binding transcription factor activity, RNA polymerase II-specific; copper ion binding
Source: RefSeq, a predicted model, not a curated record
AUGCUGAUCGAUGGCGAGAAGUGGGCUUGUGAAGCUUGCGUCCGGGGUCACCGUGUCAGCAGCUGUCACCACAGCGACCGCCCCUUGACCCACAUCAAUAAAAAGGGCCGCCCAGUCUCUCAAUGCGCUCACUGUCGCGGCCUACGCAAGUCACGGACAACCCACACCAAGUGCGAGUGUGGUGACAAGAAAAAGAAUAGCCACAAGCAUGAUUCAGAUCCCCACGCUGUUGACAAGCGGGAUCUAAAGCAGGAUUCUCGUACAAGAUGUGGCUGCUCCCAUGGGCUACGUUGCACCUGCGCGCUGAAAAAGGAACCCCAUCUCGAUCCUGUCCCGGAGACGGGUCUGCCUCCGCCACCGCAUACCUCUCUGUCGGAGCUGCCCAAAAAACCCCAGUUGACGUCGACCAAGUCCGAAAGCACGCUCACCAUCUUUCGGGAUGGUCACCACAAGCCGGCUCACAAACACAAUGACAUGGCUCACAAAUGCGGCCUGCCUUACACGAUACCGCGGUCGCAUACCAUCCAUUCGACGUCCGAUGUGGCUCGACGAUCCAUCGACCAUCUGCCGUUAAGUCAAGCUGCCUUCAUGAACGAGCAGCAGCAGCAGCCGCCGCCGCCGCCGCCGCCGCUACCGUUUGCAAACCCGCAGUUUCCGGAGCAGAUGUCUGCUCCCCUGGGUCCUCAACGCCGAGUCAAAUCCGAACAUGGGUCUCCCGAUAGUGCCCCCGUCCUUGCUACGGAGGAUGUCCCAACAUCUAUGCCCCCGCUCGAUCUCUCAUCCUUCUUUCCCCCGGCUCAACCCUUGGAGGAAUCGACGGAUCACAGCGCGCCUUCAGAACCCACGACGUCCGUGCAGCAGCCGAUGGGCAAGACGCCUCUGAAUCAACUCGUGACCAGUGUCCCCCCUCUCGACGUCUCGUCAUAUUCCUCGUUCCCAACAACGACCACGUCCCCGGUGAACUGUAUGGCUUUCCAAGAUCCCUACAAAGAGUCCUAUUUCACCUCGCCGGAAGCCGAUCUGCCCCUCCACUCUGCAGGGUUCAGUGCCCCGCCCGUCGACUGGUCCAGCUUCCCAUUGUACUCGUCGGACGUUCCGGCUGCCACCAGCACGCAAGCUCCCUCCUACGCUAGCUUCGACUACAACUCCAUGACCACCGGCUUGCCGGCUCCUUCAUCGUCGGGAGACAUCUCGGAGGUGGAGGAUUUCGGACCCUUCUCCGGUAUCGGAACCGCGGGCGCCGAUCUCCCCGAUCUCCACAGCGGCAGUGAAGGAUCAGAUAUGGAUAACUUCCGUAUCAGUUCCGCCUCCUCGUUCAUCGGUCUGCCGCAGGCGCAGCUCUUGUCGUCGAACCAUCUGGAGUCAAUCAGCAUCGACGAUUUCCUCAAGUCCGCCAACGAAUCGACGGCUGCCCUGGAGCACCAACUGCAGGCGAACAUGGGCAUGGACUCCAAGCCGCUUCCGUCGCAGGAGGUCUAUGCUAUGUCGGAUGCCGAAGCGUUCAAGCCGAUGACAACACCGACGUCGAGUAUGCCGAUGACGACGUCUGCCACUGACUCGAUCUGGCCGGCGGCAUUGUUCGAUCCGGGGGCGACCCCGAUGGAUGACAACGGGGAUAAUUACUAUCCGCCGUCAUGGGUACAGUGA